GGAUUAACCAGAACCCUUCCGGGCAAGCUUGCGGCCCCAGACCUAGUCUUGAACAGCAAGAGUCGACAGCUUGGGCCUUCGUGAAUGCGUAACAAAUCGAUUUAGUGAUCCAUGGACCUGAGGCGGGAGGCCGCCCUGGCGUGGCGGGGCCGGCCACAAAACGAGGGCCGGCGCAACACCUGUAUACGCAAUCGACUCUCGCUUGGUGCUGGCGCCGGCGAGCAGCGGAGUUAUCGUCAUGACGCCGCAUGGAGCCCAGCUGCUCUGCAUGCGUUGCCGGACUCCAGAGGCGUGGCGGGCGCCCCCACUGGCGACGGGCCGCCUGCCUGGGCCCCCCCGCCCCCGCCCCUAGCAGCAGCGCCGCCCUCGUCGUGGCGGGGGCCGCCCCCCGCGCUGCCCCCCAUCAAACCGCUAGAGCGGGUCGGCACAUGCGUGCAGGUUCCGCACCAGGCGUUCCUGGACCUGGGCGCCUCCUCGGACCGCUUCUGGCGCCUGGUGACGCGGUCGCUGGUGCCGCCGCAGCACCGCACGGACAUGGGCGUGCUGCUGGCGUGCCUGGAGAGCGUGUACAGGGCCGAGUAUCAGCAGCUGGCCGGGGAGGCCAUCACCGCCAUCGCCGCCGCCAACGCCGCGCACGUGCGCCCCGACGGCAGCGUGGCAGACCCCCUGCUGCAGACACUGCCCGAGAUGGACACACCCCCGCCGCCCCCGCCGCCCCCUCCCAGCCCCGAGCAGCUACAGCAGCAGCAGCAGCAGCAGCAGCAGCAGCAGCGAGAGGAGGAGGCGGCGGCGGAGAUGGCGGCGGCCGCGCUACGGGCAGCUGAGGCCGUGGCGGAGACGGUGGUGACGUCGGUGGCCGCGGCCACGACGGCGGCGGUGGAGGCGGCGGAGGUCCGGCCCUUCCAGGAGGCUGGGUCGGCGGCGGCGGCGGCCGCCGCUGCAGCUGCGUCAGCUGCCGCGCAGCCGUACAGUCAACCGGGGGGCGGCGGGAGAAUCGAUCGACCCGAAGCGGAGGGAGGGACAAACGGCGCCGGGGCUGGCAACGGUGGCAGUAGCAGUAGCAAUGGCAGCAGCAGCAGCAGCGGCAGUUGGCGGGGUGGUGGCGGCCGUGGCGGCGGCGCGGUCACUCGUAGCUAUGACGAGCUCACGGACGCCUCCUUCGCCGCCAUGGAGGCCGAGGUGGCGGCAUCAAUGGACGCAGGCGACCCACAAAUGCAGCACCAGUCAGCGGCCGCCGCCGCCGCCGCUGCCCGCGCCGGAUGGAGCCGCCGCGCCGCGCCGCAGGCAGCGCCCGAGUCGGCGGCUGCACCGCCGCUGGGCGGUGUGUCUAGUUGGCUGCCUGGCGCCGGCAGUGGCGGUGAUGGUGAUGGUGGUGAUGGUGGUGGUGGUGGCGGCGGCGGCGGCGGCUAUGUGGAUCUGACGCCUCUGGCGGUGGACCUGGACGACGGGGCGCUGCAGCGGCUGCUGCACCUGGCGGGCAGGGCGGGAUACCAGCCCAUCACGCUCCGCGACCUGGCUCUGGCCGACUCGCUCAAUGCCGACUACCUGUCGCAGCUGUUCAUCAAGGGCUCCACCCGCCGACUGGACGGCGCGAUGGUGCAGGACUAUGUGGACCCCUCGCUGCCCGCUGAGGCUCGGCCGGUGCUGCUGCUGCAGCGGGGGUACGGCCGAGAGCUGCAGGCUGGGCGGCUGCUGCUCCAGAAGCUGGACUACCUGCAGACGCUGGCGGUGGGCCGGGCCGGCGGCUGGCUGGGCGGCGCGGCGGCGGCCUUGGCCGCAGUGCUGUUUGGCACGUUGGAGUCGGAGGGCGGUGGCGGAGACAGCCAGGGGGCCGCCAGUGGAGACGACGGCGUCGGCGUUGGUGAGCAGGUCACUGGCAGCGCGGUGUCCAACGGCAGCGCGAGGGGCGAGGGCGGCGGUGGCGAUGGGUCGGCACGGCCACCUGCAUGGGAUGCGGCGGCUCCGCCGAUUGCGUUAGCGCCAACAGCGCCGCAUCCGGAGGGCGAUGCCGUGGCGGCGGCGGCGGCGGCGGCGGCUCUGGCACACGAGCCGGCGGCGGUGGCAGCGGCAGGCUCUCAAGGGCGGCCGGUGUUGAGAGGAGUGCAGGAGGGUGGAGCAGGUGGAGACGGAGGUGGGCUUGAAGUGGACGGCGGGCACGGCGCCGCGCCUCCGACAUUGUCGGCUGCGCGGCGGCACGGGCGUGAGCUGGAGGAGGCGGCGGCGGCGGCGGCGGGGGCGGCGGCGGCGGGGUCCGGACGUGCCGAGGAUGUGGUGGACGGGGAGGUGGCGGCGCCGGCGGCACUCGAUGAGCGCAUCCUGCUAGCAGUAGGAGGGGAGGCCAGCGGCAGCGACCAGGGCGAAGUACACAGUAGCAGCAAAAGCAGCAAAAGCACCGGGGGUCGGGGUGUGAGCAUGGCCCACGCAUCUGACGCCGAUGCAGCAAGCGCGCGUGGCGGCGACAGCGAACCGGCCGCCGCCGCCAACGCCGCGGAUGCCGCCGCAGCCGCGCUCACCGGCCCGGCUGACGUCAGCUUGCCCUCGGCGCCUGCAGCAGCUGUGCGCUCGGACAUGUCUCCGCACGGCGCGAUCCCGCAGGCCGCCGGACCCGAGCCCAGCGGAGGAGGCGGCGCCGCCGGCGGCAGCCAAGACCUGCCCAACCUGGUCGACUGGUUCUCCUGGCUUUGGCACGGCCCCGGCUACGGCCCCGCACCCUCCACCUCCACAACCAUAACCACCUCCACAUCCACGCACACAACCACCACCAGCUUGCCACACCCCACCACCAGCUCCAGCUCCCCCUCCACCUCUGAGACGUCUGCGACGUCGGCAACGCCAGCGGCCUCGGCUCCGCCGCCCACAGCGCCAGCAGGAGCUGGCGGCGACGCGGGGGAAGGGAGCGGGCCCGGCUCCGCCUCCGCCGCGGCGGCGGCGGCGGCCGCGGCGGCGGGCAGCGCGGCGGCGGCGGCGGCGGCCGGCUCCUGGGCCAGUGCGGUGUCGGGCGUGUACGGCGUGUUGUCGGACUGGGGCCUCAUGCCGCGAUCCGACGUCAUCCCGCUGGCCGCCUUCAACAAGCACUUCCCGGUGCGCGAGCGCGCAGGCCGCCCGCCGCUGUUCAUAUGCAAGGUGUCGCUGGUUGACGCACUUGGCGGCGAGGACUGGCUGCGUGCGGGUCUGCGCAGUCUGCUGGACGGCCUGCUGAGGGAGGUGCAGCUGCAGGAGCCCACUUUCCGCGAGGUGCUGGUAGUGUACCGGCCCGCACACACACGCAUGGCGCCGCCCGCGCCCCCGCCGCCCUCCCCCGCCUCCGCGGCACUGGCGGCCGCCGCCGCCUCGCCCUUCUUCCCCAACCCCUUCGGCCGCACGCGCCCCGCCGCCGCCGCCCAGCGCUUGCUCCAAUCCCUCCAGCAACAACAGCAGCAACAGCAACAGAAGCAAGAGACGCAACAGCAACAGAAGCAGCAGCAGCAAGCUUCAGCUCGGGCGGGUGCAGAGCUGGGCCUGCAGGCGGGGGAGGGCGCCGGCGAUGCCUCGGCGCUUGCGGGGCUGCUGCAGCGCGGCCGGCUGCGGAAGCAGCGGCGGCGGCGCGCGCAGCAGCUGGCCCUGGACCUGGAUGACAUACUGCAGACCGCCGCCGCCGAGGUGGGGUCGCUGCCAAGCGCCGCCGGCGGCGGCGGCGGCGGCGGCGGUGCGUCGGCAGUUGAGCCGACUGGGGGCAUGGCGGCAGCCGGGGUGGGCGGUGCGGAUGCAGUGGGAGCGGGGGGCGGCAGCGGCCGGCGGCGGCGCAAGCAGCAGCAGCAGCGGCAGCGGCGCGCCGGGCUGCGGUCCGGUUGGCUGCGGCGCUUCCUGGGGUUUGGCUGGCUGCGGCGGGCGCUGGCGGGGCGGUGGGGCGAGGAGGAGGAGCCGGAGCCGGCGCUGAAGCGGCCGGCCAUACAGAUCCGCAUCUACAGGGACAUCCCGCUGCCCACGUGGAAGGUGGUGCUGCCUGAGAAGCUGCUGCAGUUCCGGCCGCUGGACCUGCUGCGAGUGGACCUGUUCGCGGUGGCGGGUCUGGCGGGUCUGGCGGCGCAGGCCCGCUACGACAACGUUCUUCUGGACGUGGUGACGGCCGGCAGCGCGGCGGUGCUGCUGGUGCGCAUCGUGCUGGGGUACCAGCGCAUGGCGGACAGGUUCCGCUCCGUUGUGAACGAGCUGUUGGCGGAGAAGGCGCUGGCGGGCCAGGAGGGCGCGGUGGAGGCACUGGCGGGCGCCGCCGCGCAGCAGCAGCUGCGGCAGGCGGCCCUGGCCUACGUGCUGCUGCUGCACGGCGGCGGCGACGCAUGCCCGCUGCCGCCGCAGGCGGCACCGCAGGCGGCGGCGGCGCCACCGCAGGUGGCGGCGCCGACGGCGCCUACAGCGGCGCCAGCCGCGGCGGCCGCGGCCGCAGCCGGCACGGCUGUGUCGGGGGCGAGGCGGGGGCUGCUAGUGGAGCAGGACUGGCCGAGUGAGGAGACGGAUGAGGAGCCGGACCGGGAGCCAGCGGCGCCGCCGGCACUGGCGACCACGUCUCGGCUGCAGGAGCUGGCGGAGUGGGCUCUGGCGGACAAGACAGGCGUGCGGGUCCGCUUCAACGCCUGCCAGGCCCUGCACGAGCUGCAGCGCCUGGGGCUGGUGGUGCGCGUGUCGCCGCCGCCACCGCCUCCAUACGCUCCUCACUCCCACACCCACACACACGGACACGGUCACGAGCACGGCCGCGGCGCCGCCGACGGCAAUGGCUGUGGCGCCGGCGCCGGCUGCAGCGCCGACGUCCUUGACGUCACAACCACCGCCGCGGCUGGGGCUCUGCUUGCGCCGUCGUUGGCUCCAUCUUCUUCGUCCUCGUAUGAUGGCGAGGCGGCUCCCGGCGAGCCGCAGCAGCAACAGCAACAGCAGCAGCAGGGGCAGGCCGGCCGCGCGCCUGCUGCCGGCUGGUGCGGCUGCGAGGACCCGCUGCUGGGAUGCGACGGCGCGGACGGCUGCGGCUGCGCGGACGUGUGGUGGGCAGCGGUGCCGCUGCGUGACGCGGUGGCGGUGGUGGAGGACCACUGGCAGGGGCUGCUGUGGUCGCAGGUGGGCACCAUCCUGCGCCGCCAGGACCGCACGCAGUAGCAGUGGCGGGGGCGGCAGAAGCAGCAGCGGGGGCGUUAGGAGCAGUAGCGGGAGUAGCGGUAGCAGUGGCGGUGGCGGUAGCAGCAGUGGUGGCAGGAACGGCUGCGGACGUGAGUGCGGGUACAGGUGCCAGUGCGGGCGCAAUAGCGGUCGCAGAUGCAGACGCGUGAGGCUUUGAAGUGGUCCCGAAGGCAAAGGCAGUCAUCGAUUGAUGAACUGUGAUAGCGCUUGUUGGUUAUGGUUCGGUGCUGGUUGUGUAUAGCUCAGGUAGAUUAGCAGUCGGCAGACAGGUGGGCAGGAUGGUAGCAGCAGUAGCAGUAGAGCAGAACUCACGGACUUGGCCACGCCACAUGCGUGGAGCGGUGACGCCGGUGAGUAGCACAGUGUAGCAGUGCUUGGUGUGUGUGUGUGUGUGUGUGUGUGUGUGUGUGUGUGUGUGUGUGCGUGCGUGUUGGCAGGAUGAGGCCGUGCAAGCUUUAGCAGUGCGUCUGUUGCUGUGGGGGCAGAUCACCAGGAUUCUUUAAGGGGCCGCGCACGUCUGGCGUGGCCCAGAUGGCCAGGCUCCUGCGAAAAGCGAACCAGGGGGGGCGUCGACAAAAAGUGCCAAACUGGCACAAACCGCGAGCUGGAGGGGCUCAGCCCCUUUUCCCGUGACCGGGGAACACUUGUCUUUUGGCCGCGCCGCGCAUCUGCGCCGUCUGCUCGAGCACCUGCACAAGCACAAAUGAGAAGUUAGACCACGGGAGGGUCGUAUGGCAUGCGCGGACGUGGAUAAGGUACUGUACGCGCCACCUUUUCUUGUCCG
Messenger RNA from Chlamydomonas reinhardtii, 5932 nucleotides. RefSeq lists its product as uncharacterized. NCBI's taxonomy places the organism in Eukaryota, Viridiplantae, Chlorophyta, Chlorophyceae, Chlamydomonadales, Chlamydomonadaceae. The coding region runs from base 112 to 5127 and encodes 1671 amino acids. The record is from RefSeq and is a predicted model, not a curated record. The transcript is spliced from 13 exons.